Molecule: messenger RNA, 2593 nt
Organism: Stylophora pistillata
Lineage: Eukaryota; Metazoa; Cnidaria; Anthozoa; Scleractinia; Pocilloporidae
Product: peptidase M20 domain-containing protein 2
Molecular function (GO): dipeptidase activity
Source: RefSeq, a predicted model, not a curated record
CGUCUGCUUUUCCAUUAUUGAGCUUGGGCUGCCUGUGACCCUUAGCAUUGUACUUGACACCAACGUCGUUUCCAGAGUCCUCUGUCUUCCUUACCCGAGAGAGAAAGAGUGAGAGACCUGGGAACGAGGUUGAGGAGUCACUCGAGUGUCACGCGAUGAGUAGGAACGAAAAUCAUGGCGACCGACUUGGAGGGUAACCUGAAGCAAAGAGCAAAAGAGGCGAUUGAUGUUCAUUCUUCCGACUUAUAUGACCUGAGCAAAAGAAUAUGGGAAAAACCUGAACUGAAUUUUACCGAGACUUACGCUCACGAGCAACUAACAAAGUUUAUGACGGAACAUGGUUUCAGAGUAACUCCUCAUUACACUUUGGAUACAGCUUUCCGAGCUGAAUGCGGAGAGGAAGGAGGUCUGACAAUUGGUCUACUUAGUGAAUAUGACGCUUUACCUGAAGUAGGACACGCUUGUGGACAUAAUCUGAUCGCAGAAUCAGGAGUGGCAGCGGCUUUAGGUCUCAAGAUUGCUUUGGAAUCAGCUGAACAGAAACCAAAAGUCAAAGUAGUUCUUCUUGGAACUCCUGCGGAGGAAGGAGGAGGGGGAAAGAUUUUGAUGAUCAACAAUGGCUGCUUCAAAGAUAUUGACUUCUGUAUGAUGGUUCAUCCAGCUCCUCAUGAUGUCCUUAGGCCUAUAUGUUUAGCAUACAGUGAAGUCACAGUCACAUACAAAGGGCAUGCUGCCCAUGCCGCAGCAUUCCCUUGGGAAGGAGUCAAUGCACUGGAUGCAGCUGUCAUGGCUUAUACAAGCAUAAGUGCACUAAGACAGCAGAUGAAACCUACAUGGCGUCUUCAUGGCAUUUUUACUGAGGGAGGUGUCAAACCCAACAUUAUUCCUGAUCGUGCCCAGCUUCGUUAUGCAAUUAGAGCUGAGACAAAUGAGGAACUUGAGGUGUUGAAGGAAAAGGUCAUAAGUUGUUUCCAAGCAGCAGCCAAAGCGACUGGGUGUAAAGUAUCUUUGGAAUGGGAACCUAGACCUUAUUUCAGUUUAGACACAAACGACACUCUUGUAGACCUCUAUCAAGCUAAUGUUGAGACCUUGGGAGUGACCUUCAAUCCUUUCAAGGAAUAUGGCAAGGGCUCAACAGAUAUGGGCAAUGUCUCCCAGAUAGUUCCAUCAUUUCAUGUGAUUUACAGUAUUGAUAGCAAUGCUGUGAACCAUUCUCAUGCUUUUACAGCUGCAGCAAUAACAGAUAUUGCCCACAAGAAAACUUUGACUGCAAGCAAGGGGAUGGCUAUGACUGCUAUUGAUGUUCUGUGCAAUCCUGAUUUAAUGCAGAAAAUCAAGAAGGACUUUGAGAAAUCACACCCAUGCAAUAAUGUAACUGAUGAAAACCAGUUCUAAUUGAGAAAUACAAUUAAACCUAUAGAAAAGUAUAGUUAGUGUACCUUCCCUAGAGAUGGAAAUGACUAAAAAAUUUGAGCUUAAUGUGGAAUUCCUUGAGAGAUGAUUGUGUACACAUUUAUUUGUCCUUUCAACUCGACAUCAUGGCCCUUUGUCUGCUAGGCCUUUUCUCUUAUCCUUAUAAAUAUUCAAUAUACCAUUUAUUUGCCACAUUGCAGAAUUAACUGAGUUAAAGGGCUAAAUUUAAAUUCAAUAAUUAAUAAAACUACAAUUACUAUAAGAACAAUAAAAAUAUCUCUGUUAACUAUUUACAUGUUUGCAUAUUCACCAUUGAAAGAGAAAAAGGAACCUGAACACUGGGUCCGUCAGCGACUCCUAUCAGCGUAAACAAUACUGUUCUGUUGUUGUCACUGGAUCGAAGGUUGUAACUAUGACCACUCACUGCUGUUCUCGGUAUAAGAAAGUUAAUGGGGUGGGAAUUUUAGACAUCUUCCAAACAUAUUUAGAGCAGAGCUGAGUUCAUCUUUCUUUCAGGCUCUCAAGGUUAGUAAUAUUAAGGGCAUCUAAAUAACUAUGGCAUGGAUAGAUAAUAUGUAGAGCCCUCUUUUGAAUUGAUUCCAGCUUAUUAGAAAGAAAUUCAGGAAUAUCUUGCCAGGCUUGCACACCGUAUUCUAAUACAGGUCUUAUUGUUGUCAGGUAAACCUUAAGAAUUCCACCUCUUUUAACACCAACUCUUUUCAGAAUCCUUAGGGAAUACAGGCGCUUGAAGGCUUUUUUCGAAAUGUAAUCAAUAUGCUCAUUCCACUUUAAAUCAUUACUGAUAAUAAUACCGAGUAAUUUAUAAGUUGUCACAUGUUCAACUGUGUAGUUACCUAGGACAAUAUUAUUGGUCUUGAAGCAAAGUUAUCACUUUGCAUGAAGUUAAUUAACAUUUCUUUACACUUUUUCGGAUUUAAUUUCAUAUUGUGUUCUAUGGAAAACUUGUGGAUGUCAUUGGCAGCUACAUUUAGUAAUCUAAUACCAUUCCUUGGUAAAAUUUCCAAUGCUGUGGUAUCAUCAACGAAUUUAAUUCUUAAAUGCCAGUUACACAAAAGAUUGUUGGUCAUCACAGCGAACAAAAUCACACCCAGUUUCGUCCCUGGCAGGAUGCCUCCCCUGGGUGAUUUCCCGGUUAGCUCAAUGGAUAGAGCGCUGGACU